Sclerotinia trifoliorum is the source of this 3877-nucleotide messenger RNA. The record is from the annotation of a GenBank genome assembly. NCBI's taxonomy places the organism in Eukaryota, Fungi, Ascomycota, Leotiomycetes, Helotiales, Sclerotiniaceae.
CUUUGGCGUGCCCAGGCGAGUUUCCUCAUGAAAGUUCAGACACAAUAAGAAUCAAUUGGUACCUUGUGUACACCACAUCUAUUGACGACUUUCUAUGGUAAUUCAUUAUGUUAGAAUUAGGACCAUCCAAAAUGUCCAUAAAAUCAUAAAUUUUUUGGACCCAAACACAUGUGCUCGUGCUCGAACAUCUAAAUAUCUGUUUCCAUCUCCAAAAAGCCGAGAAAUUUGGAUUCCCCCCGGAAAGGAGCGGAGUGUGGUGAAAGAAGAGGAAGUGACCACACAUUUUGCACAAAACUACUCGCAGCUUGUUAACUAAUCUACCUACACUAGCUUUCAAAAACUACUGGAUUUAUGGCCGCAGAGACAAAAUGGCUGAUUCAGAAUUGCCGAGUAUCAAAGUGACAGAUGGGCGUUUGAAGGGCAGCAAGGAGCAACAACAAGCUAUUGGGUCCCCUUCGACUGAAGGAGGGAGGCGAGGCUCUGCAACUUCAUCGGAAGGUAGGGCGACCAAUUUAUAUAUCAUUAUUGGCCAUGUAAUACUUUGAGGGAAACAUUAUAAGUGUUACUGCUACUUAUCAGAUGCAAUGUGCUGAUGCAAGUUUUGUUUCUAGACAAUGGGCAUUCCACAAUUUCAAAGAAGUCUCCAAUAAAACUCAUUCGAAAUGGAGUAGCCAACAAGGAAAAUGGAAGUGACACAGCAUCUGCACGAUCGUCUUCUGCUAUCGACCCUCUCUCGCAUGUAUGUGACAUCAGAUUUACUCUUUGGAUGGCUCUAUAUGAACAAUAUACCAGCUUGAAGGUCACAUUUACUGACCGAUAUGUAGCAUAUACUGAAGCGUACGAAUACUGAGAACACAGUUCCCCAAAAAAUUCGAAAUGCUCCUACCUCAGGAGGUAUUCUUCCAGAGCUCGCAGAGCCGGGGAGUCCUGACACAGGUUCCCCUGGUAGGCAGUUGACACCGGAGAGUCGCAGCGAUAGUAAUCUAGGAAAAGACAGGAAGUAAGUCUACAUUUAGUACAAUGGCGAAUAAAGAGCCUUGCUUGUAGAGUUGCUUACUGUGCCUUCGGGGCUGCUAUGUUGGCGAGAGUUGGGCAAUCAUUAUGAAAGCUAAUCAUCGAAAUCGUGUAGGAAGGGAGUCUCGUUCCUAAAUCGUUUCAAUAUAUUAGGAGGAAGGAAGAAUGAGGAGCCAGAAAUGGAUGGCGACGAGGGCGAAUUGGACGAUCGACGCACCGAAGGCAUGAAUGCUCAUGUCUUUUCCUCGGCAAUAGGUGCAAACGGCUAUAUUCCGAGACAUAAGGAGCCACCACGAUAUAUUAAGGUCCGAGCCCAUAAUAAGAAGACUAUGGAGUUCAAUCGCAUGUUUUUAGCUCAGGAGUUGAGUGGCACAAGAAUUUUGUCAAAGGAGGAGAAAGUGCAAAGUUCGACGACUUCAGAACACCCUAACAAGUUAUCGAAACCACCAAAGUCAAACGGCGCAGUGUGGGCAGCCGAGUUUAGCAAAGAUGGGAAAUAUUUUGCCGCGGCAGGGAAGGACCGAGUGGUUAGAGUUUGGGCAGUAAUAUCAACCGCGGAGGAGCGGCGAGCACAUGAAUCCGAAGAUGGUGAAAAGUUGAGCGCUCCUGUCUUCAAAUCUAAGCCAAUACAGGAAUUUGAGGGCCAUACUAUGGAUGUUUUGGACCUUAGUUGGAGCAAAAACAAUUUUUUGCUGUCUUCUUCAAUGGACAAGACCGUGCGAUUAUGGCAUAUAAGCAGACCGGAGUGUUUGUGUACUUUUAACCACAAGGAUUUUGUUACAUCAAUAGCCUUUCAUCCACGCGACGAUCGCUUUUUCUUGGCUGGGUCACUAGAUUCAAUCCUUCGACUUUGGAGUAUUCCCGACAAAAGUGUUGCCUUUUGGAAUCAAUUACCUGGUCUCAUAACGGCUGUGGCAUUCAGCCCAGAUGGCAAGACAGCUAUAGCUGGUGUUCUAAGUGGCAUCUGUUUGUUUUACGAAACCGAAGGCUUGAAAUACCACACUCAAAUUCAUGUUCGGUCAUCACGAGGGAAAAAUGCAAAGGGAAGCAAAAUCACCGGUAUUCGCACGAUUGUUUAUCCUCCCAAUGAUCCGGAAGGCGAAACAAAAGUUUUGAUCACUUCCAAUGACUCUCGAGUCCGAAUGUACAACCUUAGAGAUAAAGCUCUAGAGAUGAAGUUUAGAAGCCACGAAAAUGCCUACAGUCAAAUUACGGCCCAGUUCAGCGAUGAUGCAAAAUAUGUUAUAUGUGGUAGUGAGGACAACAAAGCUUACAUAUGGUCCCUUGGAGUUACGGACAAUGAGAGCAAGGAUAAAAGGCCUUGUGAGUUUCUUGAGGCUCAUUCCGAGGUUGUCACAGCCGCUGUGAUGGCGCCGAUGAAAUCUAGAAUACUUCUCAGUGGCUCUGGAGAUCCUGUCUACGAUUUGUGCAAUCCACCGCCUGUGACUUUACUGAGUAGAGAGGAAUCAAUCCUUCCUUCGACACCUCGUGCAACUAGUGAAGCAGGAAACCGCGAUUCCAUGACUGUUCCAAUUGAAGAUUUUCAAGAACCUCAGAUAAGGAGGCCUGAACAAUCAUCUGCUUACCUUGCCAGGUCUAAUCAUAAUGAUGGCAAUAUUAUAGUAACCGCAGAUUACCUUGGUCGCAUAAAAGUCUUUCGACAAGACUGCGCCUAUCAGAAACGUCGCAAUGAUCAAUGGGAAACAUCAUCUCAGUUUUCCAAAAGGAUGCGCGUCCGUAGCAGCAGUAUAAUGACUCGUCAAAGUGGUGGAUCCCUGUCACGUCAAACCUCCAUCUCCCAGAAUUCUAUUUCAGGGCCCCUAACGCAGGCCGAAAAUAACAUCCUCGACUGGCGCAAGGCAGUUUUCAGCGAUAGACCCAAGACCUCCAGCUCUCACACCAAACCACCUCUUUUCAGUGACCGAAAUGAUCGUAGCGUCUCGCCCGCCAAAAUCAAUCGAGCACCUUACUCAUCAUCCUCCUCCGCCAAUCUCGCAAGUGCCUCCCGUCAACUCCAGUAUGGUAGCGUUGUACCCAUAACUACGACAAUGACAAGUGGCGGUCACGGCCCUCCUUCCAUUGCUACAAGUAGCCCACCUCAAUCCAUCUUCAAAUCACAAUCUCACCAAUCUCAUCAAUCCCUCCCAAGUCAACCGCCAGCCCCAUCCUUCACACUCAAUUCUGCACCAUCUCCUCCUAGCGGGGAGAUUUUCAGUGCCCAAAAGACGGAUACUACAGGAAAAUCUUAUCAAUUUUGGAAUAUCGCAAAUUGGAAAAACAGCUCAACUGCGAACCAAAAUAUAAACAAAUUAGGCGCAGAACGUGGUACCACCUCAUCCCGUGGAAAUAGUAUUGUCUCUAAAUUAAGCAGUGAUGCAAAUUCUGAUUUGACAAAUGGAAACCGAGAUGUAGAAGGCGAGGCUAGUGAUGGCAGUGAUCAAAUAGCUGCGUGUAAGAAGUGCGGAGGGAAGGACUUCAAAGCUAAAAAGUUUGGAGUGGGUGUAAGUAGGACACAGAAGAUGGUAUGUACAAAGUGUGGAACAGCGAGUGAGUAACAAAGCAACCGAGUUUGAGUAGAAGUUCGUAAAAAGGAAAGCAUGGCGGAACGGAAAAACAAAAGGAGAAGAGGGGAGCCAGAGAGGUAAAAUUUUUAUUUUCAUGUGUUACACAGCAAGCGCGCAAGCAUCGGAUUGAAGCGAUUGAAUUUAUUGGGUUGAAGCGACUAAAUGACUGUAUGGCAUGGCGUAGCAUAGAAUAGCGCAGCACAGCAUAGCAUAGCGUUUGGUGUUUGAUUCGGUGUUUGGGUACGUCUAGUAUAUUCAUAGCCGACGUAGGAGAAAUAGAAAGUGUAAAAAUGGCAUCA